CUAAUAAUAAUAAACUAGAUUCUACGCUUAUGUACACAUACAAUUAUUUAAAAAUUUCCAUUUAUUAUUAUAUUACUUAAUUAUAAUCAUACUAUUCAACAUCGAGAAUUGUAGAGGAAUUUUUUUAUAUAUCAUUUUUUAAAUGAUUAGAAUUUUGUAUUCAAAUAAAAAAUCAAAUAUAAAUUCUUUAAUUUAUACAUGGGUACAAAAAAUGAGUUCAUCUGUUGAUAAACCAAUAGAAAACAAAAUCAAAACUACAUUACAAAGUGCUUUAAAGCCAACAUAUUUAGAAAUAUUAAAUGAGUCAUAUAUGCACAAUGUUCCAAAAACUGCAGAAACUCAUUUCAAAAUUAUAGUUGUUUCGAAGCAAUUUGAAAACCAGCCACUGAUCAAGCGUCACCGAAUGAUAAAUGAGCUACUUGCUGAUGAAUUACAAACUAAUAUUCAUGCUUUAUCUAUUAUUGCUAAAACACCGUCUCAAUGGAAUGAAUUGAGUAAAAAAAUUGAUCCAAGUCCAGCAUGUCGAGGAGGUUUUGGAAAAUAAUGCUAAUAGGUGGCUUAUUUUACUAUUAAGAUUAUUAUAAAUUUUUAUUAUACAC
Messenger RNA from Chelonus insularis, 599 nucleotides. Its product is annotated as bolA-like protein DDB_G0274169. The coding region runs from base 143 to 544 and encodes 133 amino acids. The record is from RefSeq and is a predicted model, not a curated record. Lineage: Eukaryota; Metazoa; Arthropoda; Insecta; Hymenoptera; Braconidae. The transcript has 4 exons. Gene Ontology annotation, cellular component: mitochondrion.